Molecule: messenger RNA, 178 nt
Organism: Entrophospora candida
Lineage: Eukaryota; Fungi; Glomeromycota; Glomeromycetes; Entrophosporales; Entrophosporaceae
Source: the annotation of a GenBank genome assembly
AUUAGAAAGUUUAGACAAUACAUCCAUAUUAGAUGAAGAAGAUGAAGAGGAGGAUGAAAAUACUAUAGAUAAUGAAGAUAAUAUUAAUUUGGAGGGGUCUGAAGAAUUAAUUUUAAAGGGAGAUUUAAAUCUUGAUCAAUCUUUAAAAAAUGCAUUGUAUGCAUUUCAACAAAAUUAA